GCUGUCAAUAUACUUCGGUCUCAUCGAACUUCGAUGAUCGAAGUGCAAAGUGUUGUUGUUGGUUUUAUAUUUUCCUUUCGCAACCAAGAGCGGAGUUUUUUUUUGCUGCCUGCUUCUGGGGCUAUGAAGUUGUGUAGUGAAGUGAGCCAGUUCGGACCAAAUUAAUACAUUUUUAUGCUGCUCGCGUGCAUGUAUACAUACAGUGAGUGAAAUAGUAGUGCGGCUAGCUGUUGGGUUGGGACCUGAUGGCUGCUUUUGUGUGCUGCUGGCUGCAGUAGUUUCCUUCCUUUGGUCGUCGCGGCCGCGUUUUGUUUCGGUGAAGAAAAAGUUACAGCGAAAUUCGGUGGCGUGAAAACAGACUGCUGCUGCUUCUGGUGGCGGAGUGGUUUUCACGAGCGGUUCUUCGCAUGACCUCCGUCGUAAUUGAACAAGCCAACUAAAGUGCGAUACAAAAGAAGAAAAUUACCGCCAGUGAAGAGAGAAGACUAAAACUGAAGAACCUGUCCAAAGAACCAGUGAAUCAUCAUCGAGUGAAACUAAAAGACGAAGAAAAACAAAACAGUGCACAAUCUAGUUCGGACCUGUCCUGGCCUCCCGUGUCCUGGGGGAGGAAGUAGCAGUUCAGGAUCACCGUAACCGGGGUGCAAUGGGUUACGAUCUGACGCGCUUCCAGGGCGACGUGGACGAGGAGCUGAUCUGUCCCAUUUGCUCCGGGGUGCUCGAAGAGCCACUGCAGGCAGUGGCAUGCGAGCACGCAUUCUGCCGGGCAUGCAUCACGGAGUGGCUUUCGCGCCAGCCGACCUGUCCGGUAGAUCGGAAUCCCAUCACCAACAGUAAUCUCCGCGCCGUGCCAAGAAUCCUACGGAAUUUGCUCUCCCGGCUGAACAUCAGCUGCGAGAAUGCCAUCUACGGGUGUACGCUGGUCCUGAAGUUGGACACACUGGCCACCCAUAUCGAGGAGUGCGAGCACAACCCGAAGCGUCCGCUUCCGUGCGAGAAGGGCUGCGGGUUUGUGAUUCCCAAGGACGAGUACAAGGACCACAACUGCUUCCGAGAGUUGCGAUCGCUGGUGCACAACCAGCAGCAGAAGAUGAGCGAGCUGAAGAACGAGAUCAACGAUCAGAACCUGGUGAUAAACGAGCUGAAGCGAGAACUGAAUCUGGUGAAGGAUUUUAUGAGGGCGAUGCGCGUGUCGAAUCCCGCGAUGCGGGCCAUCGCCGAUCAGAUGGAGCGGGACGAAGUGACGAGGUGGUGCAAUGGACUGGCGCGAGCGCGGGUCACCCGAUGGGGUGGGAUGAUUUCCACCCCGGAUGAGGCUCUGCAGUUGAUGAUUAAGCGGGCUCUCUCGGAAUCGGGCUGCCCGCCGCAUAUACUCGACGACCUGAUGGAGAAUUGUCACGAGCGGCGGUGGCCCCGAGGGCUCAGCUCGCUAGAGACCCGCCAAAACAACCGACGGAUAUACGAAAACUACGUCUGUCGACGGAUUCCCGGAAAACAAGCCGUUCUCGUGCUGCACUGCGACAACACGCACAUGUCCGAGGACGUGAUGGUGGAGCCUGGCCUGGUCAUGAUAUUUGCUCACGGGAUAGAGUAAGACAAUCCGCGGACGGCAAUCAGCGAAGCGAGCUUGCCUGUGAUGCUGCUCAGUGAACGAGAAGAAAUGGAAAUGCUACACUUCUUGGAAACGUUGAGAUUCGAAUCUUUAUACACUACUUGAAACACCGGACCCCAGAAAUAGAACUAGAUUAUUAACUGACUUAACAUCACUUGCCACCACCGGUUUUUUGAAGAUGGAAAAAACACAGACCAACUUCUCAUUAUUUUUUCUUCAACCGUAAUUUGUAUAUGCGUAAAAAGUUUUGACUGCUUCGGUGCCAUUUUGUUUGCAAGGACAGCACAAUUUUAGCUUAACGACAAGGAAAGAGCACAAUCGCAAUGCGGGGGUUGGAAAGACUCCUCAUAGGAAUAUUCCGAAGUGUCAAAACCUCUUGCCAACAUAUAACCCAGUUUAAUAGUUUCAAUGCAACGCUUUUUCUUUUCAAUCAAUUGCAUCCCUCCAAACCUCAACCUUGAAUCAUAUCAGUGUGUGUAGAACAAGAAGUUGGAGCGAACGGAAUAUGAUCUCUGGAUUUGGAAUCCCCCUUGAAUCAGAUUUAGAACAAACAAAAAAUCAACUUGUUGCGAAGUAGAAAGAACGUGAGAGAGAGUAAGGAUGUUUGAAAGGGCCAACACCUGGACGAGAGUGGGUUGAAUGUUGUAGCAAUUUGCGCGCUUGUUUGAAGUCUUAGUUUUUGCGUUCGUUUUACGAAUCAAAAUUCGAUUGUUUGAUAGGAAAGUAACAAUAGCAAGCAAGUCAAACCGGUUAGGAAUUGCCAAAACUAUUUUUUUUUUCUGCGCUAGUGAUUAUGAUUGCCCAAAAUGCUAUGAUUUUUUUGAGUUUAGGUUUAGAUUAGGUUCUAGUUUUGACUUUUGUACUAGCAGAGAGAACGGAUAUUAGAUAGGAUGCGAAGCAGGAAUUUCUCAGUUGCUUUGGAAAAGAGGCCGAGGAACGAGUUGCAUUGAUUUUUUUUUUCUAGCCUGAUAAGUUUAAUUCUAAUGCUUAUAGUGUAUUCUGAAGAAAGAAUAAAGACCACUGUCGAUGGAAAAAAA
Molecule: messenger RNA, 2649 nt
Organism: Aedes aegypti (yellow fever mosquito)
Lineage: Eukaryota; Metazoa; Arthropoda; Insecta; Diptera; Culicidae
Gene: elgi
Product: E3 ubiquitin-protein ligase NRDP1
Exons: 5
Coding region: 647-1594 (315 amino acids)
Biological process (GO): positive regulation of JNK cascade; tumor necrosis factor-mediated signaling pathway; protein K63-linked ubiquitination
Cellular component (GO): plasma membrane signaling receptor complex
Molecular function (GO): ubiquitin protein ligase activity; metal ion binding
Source: RefSeq, a predicted model, not a curated record